GCAUCCUCAGGCGGUCCUCGAAGGAAGAGGAGAUAAACCUCCAGCUUCUCUACGAGGUACCGCCUACAUGGCCGGCUCCGUGUACCCGCUACCUCCGCUUCGGGCAACCCACGCCCGUCCCUACGUGUACCCCGAUACGCCACUAGUCCCUGGAUCGGACCUCGAGCCCCUCCUACGUCGCAGGUACCCACUACCUCAUACUUACCUACCUUAGGUACCUACCAGGAGUCCGAGUUUGUCAGGCCGUCUCUGUUUUUUUUUUUUUAUACCUCUCCCCUCUCCGGCCCCUUCUCUUCUUCCGCUCCCUCUCCUCCUUCACCCUUCCCGCAAUUCAUCAUCUUCAUCCUCCCUCGCCAGGCAUCUUCGUCUCUGCUGCUUACGUCCUCGACGCCCUCGUCCUACGUUCCCUCCUCACACCGCCCUUCCCUCCAAUCACAAUGGCUGCUCCCGCCUCCAAGUUCAAGGUCGCCGACCUCUCGCUCGCCGCCUUCGGCCGCAAGGAGAUCGAGCUAGCCGAGAACGAGAUGCCUGGUUUGAUGGCUAUCCGAAAGAAAUAUGCCGCAGACCAACCCCUCGCCGGUGCCCGUAUCGCCGGUUGCCUGCACAUGACCAUCCAGACCGCCGUCUUGAUCGAGACGUUAGUAGCUCUCGGUGCUGAGGUCACCUGGACUUCCUGCAACAUCUUCUCCACCCAAGACCACGCCGCCGCCGCCAUUGCCGCCGCCGGUGUCCCCGUCUUUGCCUGGAAGGGCGAGACCGAGGAGGAGUACAACUGGUGCUUGGAGCAGCAGCUGUCCGCUUUCAAGGACGGCAAGAAGCUGAACCUGAUUCUCGACGACGGUGGUGACCUGACCCACCUCGUCCACAACAACUACCCCGAGCAGCUCAAGGAGUGCUUCGGCGUGUCGGAAGAAACCACCACCGGUGUCCACCACCUGUACCGCAUGUUGAAGAACAACACCCUCCUCGUCCCUGCCAUCAACGUCAAUGACAGCGUCACCAAGAGCAAAUUCGACAACCUCUACGGCUGCCGUGAGUCCUUGAUCGACGGUAUCAAGCGUGCUACCGAUGUCAUGAUCGCGGGUAAGAUCGCUGUCGUCGCCGGUUUCGGUGAUGUCGGCAAGGGCUGUGCUAUGGCCCUGCACGGAAUGGGCGCUCGCGUCCUCGUUACGGAGGUGGACCCCAUCAACGCCCUCCAGGCUGCCGUGGCUGGUUUCCAGGUUACCACCAUGGAUAAGGCCGCCUCUGUCGGCCAGAUCUUCGUCACCACCACUGGCUGCCGAGAUAUCCUGGUUGGCCAUCACUUCGAGGCCAUGCCCAACGACGCCAUCGUCUGCAACAUCGGCCACUUCGAUAUCGAAAUUGACGUUGCCUGGCUCAAGAAGAACGCCAAGAGCGUUCAGAACAUCAAGCCUCAGGUCGACCGUUACCUCAUGGCCAGCGGCCGACACAUCAUCCUUCUGGCCGAGGGCAGACUGGUCAAUCUCGGCUGUGCCACCGGCCACUCUUCCUUCGUCAUGUCUUGCUCUUUCAGCAACCAAGUUCUGGCUCAGAUCAUGUUGUACAAGGCCCGGGACAAGGCCUUCGGCCAGAAGUACGCUGCCUUCGCCAAGGCGGAAGAGCUGCCCGUCGGUGUCUUCGUGCUUCCCAAGAUCCUCGAUGAGGAGGUUGCCAGGCUGCACCUUUCGCACGUCAAUGCCGAGCUCACCACGCUCACCAAGGUCCAGGGCGAGUACCUCGGACUGGAACUCGAGGGUCCCUUCAAGAGCGACCACUACCGAUACUAAUUUCUUUCCUGUACAUGACCUACUUCGACGUGCACGGCCAUCAACAUGGUGCACACAUACGAGUUUUUUAAUCAGAACUCACUAAGCUCCCGCAAGUGGACGGGGCUAGUCUGUGUUUCUUCAACAAGCAUGGGUCUACGCAUCAAACUGGCAAACGGGGAAAUGAAACGGGGAAUGAGGCGAACCAAAAAAACAGGAACCAGGGGUGCCGGCGGCGGGUCAGACAUUUUUUCAACAAAAAACGGCGUUGGCAUUUUUGUGUGCAUGAUUCCCCUCAUGGCGUUCUGAGAUCGUUUUUUUUUUUACAGGCCGUCGGCUACGGUCAGCCUUGGUAUAUACCUACACAGCAGCUACACUUUAGAGCCAUAAGCUGGUGGUGCAUGCAUCCGUCAACCGGAUUCGGAUAGAGAGAUGAUGGGGAGAGAAUAGAGACCCGACAAUGUGGGUUUUGUGGAUGGAGCAUGGCCGAAUGUCGUUCUCGCUGAU
Molecule: messenger RNA, 2273 nt
Organism: Durotheca rogersii
Lineage: Eukaryota; Fungi; Ascomycota; Sordariomycetes; Xylariales; Xylariaceae
Product: Adenosylhomocysteinase
Exons: 5
Coding region: 438-1787 (449 amino acids)
Biological process (GO): L-methionine cycle
Cellular component (GO): cytosol
Molecular function (GO): adenosylhomocysteinase activity
Source: RefSeq, a predicted model, not a curated record